Molecule: messenger RNA, 1233 nt
Organism: Gossypium arboreum
Lineage: Eukaryota; Viridiplantae; Streptophyta; Magnoliopsida; Malvales; Malvaceae
Exons: 4
Coding region: 1-1233 (410 amino acids)
Source: RefSeq, a predicted model, not a curated record
AUGUUAAGAUCUCAAGAGGAAUCGCUUGAGCAAAGAGAUCAGAUGGCCAAAAUGAUAGUGAUGAUGACAGCUUUGGUCAAAGGAAAGGGACCUAUGCAGAGCCCUGACACUAUGGAGCCUCAGCCAAUAACUAAUCAUGAUCAGGAUCUGCUCUAUCCUCCAGGAUUCACUCCACCUCACGCACAUGUAAUGCAAAGAGAACGUCCUCAAGGAGAACCUGCAAGUGUGGAGCAACGACCUGUACCCCCUAUUCAUCUAGGGCAAGAUAAGUAUAGAAGUUUGGAAGAAAGACUCAAAGCGAUAGAAGGUACUGAAGCUUUCUCUGCAUUGAGUGCCAAAGAGCUCAGUUUGGUGCCCGAUCUGGUUCUGCCUCCGAAAUUAAAAGUACCAGAUUUCAAAAAAUACGAUGGCAUGAGAUGUCCAAAAGCUCAUCUUAUCAUGUUCUGCCGGAAGAUGACUGGUUAUGUGAAUGAAGAUAAAUUGCUAAUACACUGUUUCCAAGAUAGCUUGAUGAUGGAAAAGAAGCUAACGGAGACUUUUAGGCAAUACGGGCAAAGAUGGAGGGAUAUAUCGGCCCAAGUAGAACCCCCAUUAACCAAAACUAAAUUAACAGUCCUCUUCAUCUACACUUUGAAAGCUCCGUUUUAUGAUAAGUUAGUAGGAAGUGCCACGAAAGACUUAGCAGAUAUUGUAAUAUCUAGGGAACUUAUAGAAAAUGCCAUCAAAAGUGGAAGGAUGGAAGGUUCCGAGAGCUCGAAAAGGGUAGCACCUGUAAAGAAAAAUGAGGCAGAAGCCUAUAUAGUGGGAACUGAGAAUUACUACACUUCUAAUCCGUAUCUUAGAUUUGAUGGUACUAGCAAUACAACUGGAAAUCUGCUCCCUAACCAUACUGAAGGAAAUGUGAGCGCGGUGACCGAGGAAGACAAGUGGCGAACCAAAAGCUGCGUUUCUGAAAUAAAGACACAUUUACAGAAGAUAUGGAAGGUAAUGGUUGAAAAUGGGUUAUUCUGUCGCCCCUGCAGAAUCUUUAAAGAAGGAAGUAUAAAAAGUCAAUAUUUUUGUGACUUCCAUGGUAUUGAAGGGCAUGACAUUCAGUAUUGUAAGGAAUUUAGAAAGUUACUUCAAGACAUGAUGGACAACAAGGAGAUUGGGAUCUUUAACAAAAAGGUCGAUGAGGGAGAAGUAUGCGCUUCUGAGAAUCAAUCAUCAAGUUUCCCUUAUAGCGCCGAUUGA